UUACAUGCAGGAUAUUAUUAGAUAUUAAAAAUCUCUGACGUUAUCCAAACGCCUUUUUAGCUACUGAUGGAAUAUAUAUGUAACCUUUAGGAAAAGACAACUUAUUUAUUAGAACUGUUAGGAAAUUACACAAAACUAUGAACAGUUUCAGCAAAGAACAGAAAAAAAAUUGAAACUCUAUUUAGAUGAAUGAUUUCUAGUGAUUGUAAAUGCAUGGAAUUCCUCCACCCAAAUAUUAAAUAGUUUGCAGUCUGCGAGUGGUUGAACUUUGAUUCCAAGUGCAGCUUUGUUGUGAAAACGCCUGUGUUCUUAAAACUUGCAUUUCCAUGUUGCAAUGAAUAGUUCUUCUAUUCCUUCAGGAUACCUGCUCAGUACCAAAAGAAGUGUUCAUGACUCUUAACUUGAAGGUCAAGGUGUCAGUGUAAGCACACUGUCAAAUAUAUUUCCACGUGAACUCCCAUAUCUGUAAAAACGUUCAAAGUAGUAAAAAGUGACAGUAUCAAAUCCACCAUUUUCCUUUCAAUUCUGUAAAAGGUCAUUGACUCUCUUGCAGGGUGUGUUGUGUGGGGAGAACAUGAGGGGCAUUCGUUUUGAUAUCCAUGAUGUUACUCUGCAUGCCAAUGCGGUCCACCGUGGUGGUGCACAAAUUCUUCUCACGGUCAGAAGUGUCCUGUAUGCCUCUGCUCUUACAGCACAACCCAGACUUAUGGAGCCCAUCUAUCUCGUGGAGAUCCAGUGCCCCGAACAAGUGGUUGGAGGUAUCUAUGGUGUGCUGAACAGGAAAUGGGGCCAUGUCUUUGACAAAUUCCAAAUGGCAGGAACCCCGAUGUUUGUGGUCAAGGCUUAUCUACCUGUAAAUGAGUCUUUUGGUUUCACUGCUGACUUGAGGUCCAGCACUGGUGGUCAAGCUUUUCCACAACGUAUCUUUGAUCAUUGGCAAAUUUUGCCUGGAGAUCCUUAUGAUACAACUAUUAGUCUUUGGCAAGUUGUGGCUGAAAUACGCAAGCGCAAAGGCUUGAAGGAGGGUAUUCCACCUCUAGACAACUUCUUAGAUAAGUUGCAACCACCUUCUCUGUUUAUCAUGUUACAAUGCCCAGUUUCACCUUGUUACAUUUCCUCAAAACCAGGAAGGAAGUAGUAAGCUUUGAGAAUAUCACAUUGAAUACAAACAAUCCAGCAUAUUGCAAUUAUAUCAUGUUCAUUCCCCCCCCCCCCAAAAAAAAACCUGAAAAAAAAAAGUUAUGUUGACUGACUAGUUAUUUUUGUAAGCAGGCCACUCAGUAGUUACCUACAACUUUCACAAAAGAGAUUAUUUCCAUUAACACGUAGUCUGUUUCAGAACUGUCCUGAUGUAGAAAACAGUGGAGGCAGCUGCUUUACUAUAGAAUUAUGCAGGAAUUCUUAACUAAAUUUAAGUUUUUCUUCUUAGUCCCCUUAAAGCUAAUAAUCUAUUUCACUUACCCCUUUGAAAACGUACAUGUUCUUGAUGAUAUAGUGAAAGUGAUCUUAGAAACCAAGCCUUUUAACACAAGAUUAAAGUUUUGAAUGAACUUAGAUUAUCUAUUUUGGUAUUAGGGAAACUGAAGUAGACAAUUAGAAAAAACAGCCCCCAAUUUCUUACUAGCCUGUUCCAGUUUCUGAAAGAAUUUAAUAAUGUAACUAAAAAGGUGUUUGGGAAAGCCUUCACCCGAGCUGCUCCAAAUAAUAGCCAUCAUCAGUUUGUGGGGGUGAGGCUAGUUUUGCUUUUAUCUACCACUAUUUUCUCUACCCCUCAGAGUAUGUAAUAAUGUAGGGAUUUUUUUUUUAAAGUGGUAGAAACUACUUUCCUCUAGCAGCUGAACAGUAUCUGGCUCUGUUCAGUUCAAUUAAGUUACACUCCAAGCAAAAAAAAAAAAGGUUCUUUUACAGUGGAAGCUAAAUGGAAGUGCUUACAUUUUAUUACACUAAAAAAACCCUCAAUAUAUAUCAAUCUUGCUAUGAAGCGAGGAACAUGCUGAAGUACAAAGCCUUAAAUGUUCCCCCUAUUGCAUAGGUGCAAUAAGGGUACCCUAUGCUGCCCAAUUCAGCAUGUUCUCCAACACUGCAAACUGCGUUCCCUAGAGUACUCAAAAUAUUCAGUAUAAACUUUCUAGCAGAAGGGUUGGUAUGGCUGACAUAUCAAAGCAGUCUGUUAGGAACCAUCCACAAAUAUCUUAGCUAGUAGCUGCUAUAUGUACAUCUGUAUAGUAUUAGAACUGUAGCCAGCUAUAAUUUGUCCAUGGAAGUCUUUCAAUUGCAUUUAUGGCUCUCACUGUACUGUUGGGCCUGAUAUUUAGAACUAUGCUUUCCUAUUAAUUGAAGGUAAACCUUGCAUAGGACUUCCAUCAAAAAGUUUUGCCAGUUUUUAAAACAAAAGCAGCCCAACUUUGAAAAACUGCUGCGAUAACUCAUCUCAUUCUACAAUUGCCAGUUUGCAACCGACGAAAACAGCGAUGGACGAAACUGAAUUACAUUUGUCAAGCUAAAAGUCACACACACAGCUCAAACUUGACUUCCUCUCAGUGCUUGUAAACUUCUCCGAGAAGAGCGGUGUUUGAAAGUGGAGACUGCAUUUGCCCCAAUUACUUAACAUAAUGAUCAUUGUUAUAUGGCUGAAUAGCUCCUCUCCCCCUGCACCUGAUUUAUACUAAUGAAGUGUUUGCUACAUACCAACUAGUGGUGCCAAGGAAAUACUUCAAUUCUGUUAUAAAUUCCAUUACUGAGUCUCUCACAAAGAAUGUACUGUUGAGAAACUGAGCACUGAUCAAAGCAUGAAAGCUGAGAGGGAUUAUCCCUUCUACUACAGCCUCUGUAGGGAGCUCUGUCUGUCAGGAUACAUUGGCCAUCAUGCACCCAUGACGCAGCCCACCGUUACCUGCUGCGCUAAGUUGGAGUGGGUUUGUCAGGUGAGUCAUUUUUUCUUGUCCCUGGUUGCAGAGCAGCCCUCUGGAGCCCCUUGUAUACUAGUAUAUCCCCAUGGUAGCUCUAAUUUACACUCGGCCCACAGCAGGUUUCCUGCCAACCAAGCAUUGGGCAGAGGGAAAAAGUGUGGCUUAAAGCCACCUUUUGCCUCUUGGGUAUGUUUGGUGCUGGGACUCCUGGAGAAGUGGCACAAUCUGUCCUGUGGCUAUGCGCUGGUGAAGUCCAUUUCUCAUUGCUGCACAGCCAGUUCUUAAAAUCCAGUCCAGGUCAAAGGGUUGUUGUGGGCUUUUGGCUCUCCAUCCAGUUUUACAUACUGUAAAUAAUCUUCACGCAACUAUACAGGUCAAACCAGAAAUUUCUUUUUGGACUAGGACUAAGGUAGUUAUACCACACAACUUUGGCUUCCGGCAACUGAAACCAAUGCACUAGACUUCCAUCUGAGAAGUGAAAAACAGACUAUACUAGUUGCUGUAGAACUGCAGGCAUCACUGGCAAAACCUUCUGCAUAAAGUUCUCAAAUUGUGAAGGGACAGCUUGUCACUUCAUUUCACUGCUGCAGUAUGGAUGUUCCAAGCAAGCAGACGAGGCACAGGUACACUGUGCAUACCCUUCCACCCUGCUCAAAUGGAAGGGAGCACUGAACAAAGCUGAUCCUGGGCAAUUCGUAAGUAUGUUUCCUCAGUUAUCUGCUGCUCUGAGAAAAGGAAAUCUUUUUUUCUAAUUGAGCAGAUACAACAGACUAGGAAAUUAUAGAAUUGCAUAUUGCAAUUCAGUGCUUCACAUGUUAGUUUAUGAUCCAGUGUAUCAGAAUACCAGUCUUGGUCACUGACUUCUACUCCAGCUGUCGUAUGCACAACAUGCCUCAGGUGGCACAUAACCAGGAUUCAACACUGAAUUUAGUCUGCUGGUUGGAUCGUUAGCUGCCCAGGCACUGAGUGUGUGUGACAAAUACUGAUCCAUGCCAGCAUCUGCAAAGUACCAGAUGUUCUUAGUACAAGAUAACUUUUAAAAAUAUUGUUUAUCUUUAGUGUCUCAACAUUAGCAGGACUAUGCUAUUUUUACUUCAAAUAUGCAAUUAGUAUAGAGAAAAACACUAAUCACCUAAAGAAAAUUAGAAAUAAUAAGCAGCUUGGCUUUAUUAACAAAUCAUGCCAGAAAAAACUUGCUCAUUUAAUAGGUACAAAGUUAGUAAGUAGACAAAGGGAAAAGAGUAGGGGAUGAACUGAAGACUGGCUGAAAGAGCAUACAAAAAAGCUACAAGUAACAGGAAUGCCGAUAAUUUGGGGUGGGAGUGGAGGAUGACAAAGGGAUCUGAAAUCAGCCCUGUUUUAACAUCUCCUGUAUUUACACUUAGUUCAAAUACUAUGGUAACAAGUGCCAUGAGUAUGGCUUUCGGAAGGCAUAAAGCACACUGAACUAAAUGCAACACUUCCUCAUUAGUAUCAAAAAUAAAUAAAAUAUAUUAGGGAAGAGACAGGAAAGAAUGAGAAUGAGUUGUUAGGGGAAGAAUUUUAAAUAUAGUCAAUAGAAACACUAUACUUGGAGAAGUUGCAAUGUCAAGAUAUACAGACAAUACCAAGAUUCCAGCUCUAAAGCAAAGCAUUUCCUUACCACUUUCCUGGUCUGUAACCCCUUCCAACAUGCAGCACUGAGAACAUCCAUAGAAUACUGUGUAAAAUUCUGGGUACCACCAAAGAAAAUAUCAGGGAAGAGGAAGGCAAAGAUCAAAAAUAUUAAAGGGAGGGAUUAGGAGGAAAGAUUAAUUAUAGUCCUGAUCAGCAAACCCUUCUAGACACUAUACACAAUAGGACUGUUAAGAAACCUUGCAUGAUUUGGCCCUAUAUGUAUAUUUUGGCUAGGCAGGGACAGUGUCUACACCUGUUUGACGAUUAUCACAACAAAGAAACCCUCUAGUCUACCAUGAAGUUUAACAAGGAGUAAUGGGCUGAAAGAGUAAAGAAAGUUUCCCAAACGUAGUGUCAAACUGUGCAGUAGCCAAAAAGGCGAGUGAAGCCGUUUGAAUCAUUUAAAGCUUAACUAGACAAAGCUUUGGCAAAUAUGCACAGAGAACAAUCCUGCACUGGACCAAAGACAGACUAGACAGAUAAGUAACUACUUCGUGAUUCCAACAGCUGCACUGAAGGACACAGUUUAGUUUUAUGAACUAGUAUGGGUAGGCAAUUACAUGAAGGAAGAAAAAGGAUUUCAUCGUCUGAACAGGGUUUUUUUGUUUGUUUUUUUACUUUCCACCUUAUAGAAGAGGCCUGGCCAGAAGUUAAAGGACCAAAGCCAGGUUCUGCAUAGCAGUUUGUUUGUGAAUUGAAAGCACACAUUAACAUCUGUAUGAUGAAGGGUUUGCAUAGUUUUUCUCCAAAAUACACAAGGAAGAACACUUUAGGAAUUUGCAUUCAUAAGUAAAUAACACAGUCCGGAACCAAUUUACAGGAUUUUUCCCCCCCAUGGAAGGGGGAAGAAGGGGAAAGAAGGAUGUAAGGAACAAACAAAUAUAGCACAAAUCAUGGCUAUUUCACAAACCUUCAUUAUUCUAAAUGAAGUUUAUUACAGGCUGCAGUGAAAGAAUUCAGCAAUGCAGACUUCUGCACCUCUCUCUUGUAUCCAGGAUAAACAUAUGCUGUUUUCA
Caretta caretta (loggerhead turtle) is the source of this 5581-nucleotide messenger RNA. The record is from RefSeq and is a predicted model, not a curated record. Lineage: Eukaryota; Metazoa; Chordata; Testudines; Cheloniidae.